UUGCGUUGUUUCUGUCAUCUGACUCUUUCUUUUCCUGUUGGGAAAAAAAAGUUACUAAACCCCACCCUCUUCUCUGACUGUAAGCACAGACGUAGAGUGGUUCGAGAACCGGACGAGGGAAGACUGCUAAAGGAACAUGAUAACAAAUGUAAUGCAUCUAUCGUGAUGUUUUUUGGACAUCGAUAAUAACAACGAUCUUGUAGCUUGGCACAAAGGUAUCGUUACCCACGACGGACAAUACUUUAUUGUUUUUUGGUCUGCGUUUCUCUUUAAAAUGUGAACUACAAGGCAGGUUUGUACAGCUCUUCCUGUUGCCAGCUCGGUGGAUAUAAAGUUCUUAUUGAAAAUACAAACAAUUGAGACAUUGUACAUCCACAUCGGGCGAGACUGCAAAUAUGGAUACAGUUUGGCUAACGGAUGUGGAAUUUGUUGACAGAACACAUACGUUUCAGCAAGAUACUGUUUUUCGUGCUGUGGGUUUAAGUCAAGUUGGUCAGUUUUGAAACUUGCCGUAAAGCACGGGGUUCGCAGGACUGAAUGCUCCUUUCCUGCUAUUCUUCUCCUCUUCUCAGGGCUUCCUGCUUAUGGUGGUCACGGCACUUAAUGGCUAAAAAUACAGAAAACUCAAAACGGACAGCUAAAUGGAGUUAAACUCCUCCGUUGCUGUUAGUAUUGACCGUGGUUCUGAAUAUUCUACAACCACCUGAUGCUUAUUUCAGUGAGUGACCUAUCCGGUGCGCUGAACACUCAAAAUCUAAAUUUCAUAUCUAAAGAAGCAGCAUUUUAUACAUUGUUUUACUGUAAAAGGGUAAUUAAGUGAGCCAUGUGCUCAUCUCACACAUCUAUAAAAUACACACCACACCAGUUAAGUAGAAAAAUGCUUUUUAGAGACAAUUCUGCCUUUUUACUUGUUGGCACAUUUGGCAGAACUGGUCACAUCCAAGGCAUUUGUUUGAUUGUUGUGAACUCCGCUGGAAACACAAGCAGUCAAUGUCCAGUCGCAUGACCAACACUUUUCAUUCUGUAUUUUUGAACACCGUUGUGUUCCAGUUGACCAGGCCUUUGAAAAACCUCCACUGGUGCCUGAUGAGCCAACUAGACACCAAGGAACGGGAGAGGGGCGCAGUAAAGUACACCAUUGUACUUUAUUUUCUAAAUUGUACAGAAUCAAAACCAGUGUCUGAACAUCUGCUCCUUGUGGCUCCAUGGAGCCGCUGAAGAACAUUUUUAGCCGCACUCCGCUGUCGAACUGGAAGGGUUUGGAUCAGUCGCAAAAAGGAAACUUCACCAAUCCUGUAUGGACAGCUUUGUUUGAUUAUGAGGCGUCCGGCAAAGACGAGCUCACCCUCCACAAAGGUGACCUGGUGGAAGUCCUGUCGCUGGACUCUGAGAUAUCCGGUGACGAGGGCUGGUGGGCAGGCAAGGUCAACAACAAAGUCGGCAUCUUCCCUUCGAACUACGUCUCCAUCAAGCCCCCCCCAUAUGGGCAACUCCCGGGCACCGGGGUCGGGGUCGUCCGGGAGCUCGGUCCAGCCGUGGUGGGGGUUGGCGAGUUCGAACCCGAGGCGGUGGAUUUCAGGGAACUGAGCCUCGAGGAGGUCAUCGGUGUUGGCGGCUUCGGCAAGGUGUACCGCGGCACCUGGAGGGGCGGCUUGGUGGCGGUGAAGGCGGCCCGCCAGGACCCGGACGAGGAUAUCAGCGUGACGGCCCAGAACGUGCGCCAGGAGGCCCGUCUGUUCGCCAUGCUCACCCAUCCCAACAUCAUUGCCCUCAAAGGUGUCUGCCUGCAGGAGCCCAACUUGUGCCUCAUCAUGGAGUACGCGUCUGGCGGGCCGCUGAGCCGGGCGCUGGCCGGGCGCCGCAUACCCCCGCACGUCCUGGUCAACUGGGCGGUGCAGAUUGCCAGGGGCAUGCUCUACCUGCACACGGAGGCCAUCGUCCCCGUCAUCCACCGUGACCUCAAGUCCAACAACAUCCUCCUGGCCCAGCCUAUGGAGAAUGAUUGUAUGGAAGGGAUAACCCUGAAGAUCACAGACUUUGGCCUGGCAAGGGAGUGGCACAAGACCACCAAGAUGAGCACAGCGGGCACCUACGCCUGGAUGGCUCCGGAGGUCAUCAAGUCCUCCACCUUCUCCAAGGGUAGCGACGUCUGGAGCUAUGGGGUUCUGUUGUGGGAGUUGCUGACAGGAGAGGUUCCCUACAGGGGGAUUGACGGUCUGGCCGUGGCCUAUGGGGUGGCGGUCAACAAACUCACCCUCCCCAUCCCAUCCACCUGCCCCGAACCCUUCGCCCAGCUCAUGGAAGACUGCUGGGAUCAGGAGCCGCACCAACGGCCCAACUUCGCCUCCAUCUUGGUUCAGCUGAUGGCUCUGGAGAGGCAGGUGAUGGAGGAGAUGCCUCAGGACUCCUUUCAUUCCCUACAGGAAGACUGGAAACUGGAAAUCCAGGACAUGUUUGAUGAACUCAGGGCCAAGGAGAAGGAGCUACGUUGUCGGGAGGAGGAGCUGAAGCGCGCAGCCGUGGAGCAGAAGUCCCACGAAGAGUUCCUGAGGCAGAGGGAGCAGCAGCUGGCCCAGUGGGAGCAGGACGUGUUUGAGAGGGAGCUGAGUCUGCUCAUUCUGCACAUGAACAACCAGGAGAAGCCCAACGUCAAGAAGAGGAAGGGCACAUUCAAGAAACACAAGCUCAAGGGCAGCAAGAACGGAGAGAAGAUUAGCAUGCCCCAAGACUUCAUCCAUAAGAUCACAGUGCAGGCGUCUCCGGGGCUGGAAAAGAGGCGCAACUCUCCCGACCUGGGUUCUGGCACCUCUCCUUCCUUCGGCCCACGCUUCAGAGCAAUUCAGCUGAGCCCCAGUGAGAACAACAGGGCAUUUGGCCUGAGCUCUAUGUGGCCCAUGGAGUCCCCCCCCCACAACAAGCAGGCCAACGGUGACCGCCUGGGCCCCCACUGGAGGCCUCAGAGCCCAAAGAGCCCAAAGAGCCCCAAAGUUCUGCGCCUCAGCCCCCAGGAGAGCAGUCUUUCAAUGAGGGCCAAGCUCCUCGAGAUGGACAGCAAUGAAAACGGAGACUCCAAGGAUGACUUUGAGGAGUACAGACCCUCCUCACCACAGCCUACCCAAAACGGGUCCUCGGUGAAGGAGCCUCCGAGGCUGGCAAUACCUCAGGGGGACUCUGGCAGCGAGGAGUGCCUGGAUGGGGGUUCCCCGUCUGAAUCGCCGAGACCCGAGCAUCGCUCCUUGGGAAGCCUGCUGAGGAGUACCCACCGGGCCCUCCUGGGCGGAGGCUCCCUCCUGGCGUCGGUGGCUCUGGGUCGACACCUGGACAUCCCACAUGUCCCCCCCAGGGUGCCCCCUCGGACUAACCCCCCACCCCUGGACGACCCCCUCCGCCCCCAGCAGGAGGUCACCAUCACAGCCCCGAGAACCGCCUUGGUGUCAGACCCUCCGGUGGUGGAUGACCUUAUAACCUUCUCCAGCUCGGAGGCCCUCCAAGUGCCCCUCUUCGACUUCCCCUGCGCGCUGCACGCCCCCGAUGUGAGGCCCCUGCCCCUUACGCCACCUCCGCCUCACCCCCGGGAGAGGGCCUGCAACAGACGCCCACAGACUCCCCAGAGCCCCAAGAGUCCCAGAGCCCCGCGGAGCCCCCACAGCCCUCACCACCUGGGACCGGGAAAGGCGAGUGCAGGAGAGUGGGUGUGCCACAGGCACGCCCACAGCCCUCACACCGCCAAGAGUCCCCAGCCGCAGGAGAAUGCCAGCCCAGCUGAUUGGGCCCCACCCCCCAACCACACCAACGGGGAGUCGGUCUGUGGUUCCUGGAGCCCAGACAGGAGGAGGAGAUCCAGCCAUGGCCUGCUCUCAACCUCCCAACUAGGUCUGGACCUCCCACUGUGUCAGGACAGUCUGGAGUCUGAAGACAAGCCCUCAUCGGUUCCCUUCUCCCUGUUCCCUGACCCUCGCCUCUGGAGCCCCAAAACACGCCGCCUCGAGGUCAAUGUCAUCCCCCGCCCGCGCCCCUCUCCCAUUCGACCCCGUAUUGACCCCUGGAGCUUCGUCUCAGCAGGGGGCAGCGGAGGGUUCAGUGGCAACCGAAGCCCUCGGCGUUCAGAUGGCCACCCGUUGGGGUACCAACCCUCACCCACAAACCCCUUCACGAACUGUGACCCCUUCCCAUCAGCGGACUGCGACCCUUUCUCCCUGAGGGCCGACCCGUCGUCAGGGGUUACGACGGACACGCCUUCGCCCUUCGACCCGUUUUCGGCACCGUUCCCCAUCUCCCGUUCAGCGCCCUGCUCCACCAAUGGUUCCCCAACGCUGCCCACAUUCCGGGUGGCACCACUGAACCCAGCGGACUCGCCGUUAAUCGACCUGGGCUGGGCGGCGGCGUGUGGGGCUGGGGUUAAGCCCCUGGAGCUCACCAAAGAGAAAGUGAGGCCCAGGAGGACUCUGGGUCUCAAGCCCUUCAAGUCCCCCACACAGCUCAGAGACGAUCGCUUUUAAACUAAACCUCCAACAUCAAACCCAACCUCCCAAAUAGCCACAGCUCGCCAUUCUCUUUGUACAGGGUUUUGUGCAAGGGGUUGAGUCGUGGGAAUGUGGGCCCCCGCACCACUGAAAGGCUGGCGUACAGGCUGUGUGUACCCUGUGUUAGGAGUGACCACAUGGGGUCCAUGACUCUCUUGACCAACCCCCCUUGGCUUGUGUGGGUUUAGUGGGUUGCCCAGACAGUGUUUCCUCCAAUGAUGCCUUAAGAAGACAACCAGGAAGCAAAUUCUGCCAACUAUCCAGCCCUGUAACAAUAGACUGUGGGACUGUGGGAGUGAAGCCCUGGGCACAAUGAACCACUGUCUGAAGCCUGUUUUAUUCUCUUACUCCUAUUUCAUUGUGGCCAAUCCCCUGCCCCCCCCCCCCACCCC
Messenger RNA from Esox lucius (northern pike), 4915 nucleotides. RefSeq names its product mitogen-activated protein kinase kinase kinase 11. Gene Ontology annotation, molecular function: ATP binding; JUN kinase kinase kinase activity; protein binding. Lineage: Eukaryota; Metazoa; Chordata; Actinopteri; Esociformes; Esocidae. The transcript has 10 exons. Gene Ontology annotation, cellular component: centrosome. Gene Ontology annotation, biological process: microtubule-based process; protein phosphorylation; positive regulation of apoptotic process. The record is from RefSeq and is a predicted model, not a curated record. Bases 1206 to 4499 code for a protein of 1097 amino acids.